AUGGAGUUGAGGGCCUUGAGGCUUCACCGGAGAAUGGAGUUUGGUAGACGAGAGAUGGAGUUGAGGGCCUUGAGGCUUCAUUGCUUCGGGCUUUGGAGAACGGCGCCUUCAGAUUUGGGUUUGGGGUGUAUUAGGGUUAGACAGGCUGCGUGGGAGAUAUCACUUCUGAUCCAUUCCGAGUACUCCUUGACUGAACCUUAUGUUGCACGUGUAAUUUUUGAAGCGCUUCAGUGCGAGUCUGCUAUUUUUAUCGGAAACAGCAUGCCAAUACGUGAUGCUGACAUAUAUGGAUGUAACUGGGCAAAAUGUACCCAUAGUUCUGCUAUGAAAUCAGGCUCAGGAUUAACAUGUCACUGGAUACAGGUGGCUGGGAAUCGGGGAGCAAGUGGUAUCGAUGGUUUGCUUAGCACAGCUGUUGGUUUUGCUGUUGGAUGCAACAAACGAGUACUUUGUAUGGUUGGAGAUGUUUCUUUUUUGCACGAUACAAAUGGAUUGGCAUUGCUCAAACAACGGAUACAGCGGAAACCAAUGACCAUUCUUGUGAUAAACAAUCAUGGUGGUGCAAUCUUCAGUCUCCUUCCCAUUGCAGAUAGAACUGAACGGAGAGUGUUAGAUCAAUAUUUCUACACAUCUCAUAAUAUUUCAAUCUCCAACCUCUGUAUGGCACAUGGUGUGAAGCAUGUGCAGGUGCAGACAAAAAUUGAACUGCUAGAUGCUUUAUUUACAUCUCAACAGGAUGAUACUGAUUGUGUCAUAGAAGUUGAGAGCAGCAUUGAUGCCAAUGCAAACUUCCGCAGUAGUUUGAAAAAGUUUGCUUGUCAAGCAGCAGAUGAUACUUUAGGUAUCCUGUCAGGACUUUCAGUUUCAGAUUCCAUCUUCAAUGGCUUCAUGAUUUGCAAAAUUUAUAAGAUGGAGUAUUCUCUGUAUAGAGUUCAGCUCUCCGCUCCACCAACUUCUGCUUCUGUCAAUUCUAAUCUUACCACAUUGCAUAGAGAAGGCUUCAUUAUAGCUUUAUCUCUUGAUGAUGGAAGUGUAGGGUUUGGGGAGGUAGCACCUCUGGAAAUACACAAAGAAAACCUGCUGGAUGCUGAAGAGCAACUUCGGUUUCUUGGUCGUAUCAUAGGAGGAGCUAAGAUUGAUUAUUUUCUUCCUCUGCUGAAGGGCUCAUUUUCAUCUUGGAUAUGGAACAGUUUAGGAAUCCCGCCAGGUUCAAUUUGUCCGAGUGUCAGAUGUGGUUUGGAGAUGGCUGUCCUCAAUGCUAUAGCAGCUAGGGAAGGUUCAAGUUUAUUGAAUAUACUAUAUUUGCAUGCGAAUAAGCAAGAAAAAAUAUCCUGGAAGUCACAAAAUGUUAAAAUUUGUGCCCUUGUUGAUUCUAAUGGGACUCCCAAGGAUGUCGCUUAUGUUGCCACUACACUUGCAGAAGAAGGGUUCUCUGCAAUAAAGCUAAAGGUAGCACGUCGAGCCGAUCCCAUUGAAGAUGCUGCAGUUAUACAGGAAGUAAGAAAGAAGGUUGGGCACCAGAUUGAGCUCCGUGCUGAUGCGAAUCGGAAAUGGACCUAUGAUGAAGCAAUUCGAUUUGGGUUUGCUGUGAAAAACUGCGACCUGCAAUAUAUUGAGGAACCAGUUAGUGAUGAGGAUGACAUAAUUAAAUUUUGUGAAGAAACUGGCUUACCUGUAGCACUGGAUGAAACCUUGGACAAUAUUGCAGAAAACCAUCUUGAGGUGCUUGCAAAAUUCACCCACUCAAGAAUAGUUGCUGUUGUUAUCAAACCAAGCAUUGUUGGGGGUUUUGAAAAUGCUGCACUGAUUGCAAGAUGGGCUCAGCAGCAUGGGAAGAUGGCUGUUGUCAGUGCUGCAUUUGAAAGUGGCCUAGGUUUGUUGGCUUAUAUUCAGUUCUCUAGUUAUGUUGAGCUUCAAAAUGCAGCUUUGUGUAGAGUGAUGAAUAAGGAACCAGCAUUAUCCGUCAUCCAUGGUCUUGGGACUUACCGAUGGCUUAAAGAAGAUGUAAUGACUGAGCCCCUGAAAAUUUGUCGUAAUCCACGUAGUGGCUUUGUGGAGGCAUCUAUUGUUGAUGCUGUUCAGCUGCUGCAGAAAUUUCAGAUCAAUAAAAAUGUCAUUGUUCGAACCUUUACUAGGGAGCAAGUUCGUAAUUACCAGUUAUCAGUCGACUCAGAGCAUUUCUCCUUCUCCUUCAAUAUUCAAGAGAUUGGACCAAGCAUUGAUAAUAGUGUACUUGUGUUUCUUCAUGGCUUGUUUGGAACUGGUGAAGACUGGAUUCCCAUUAUGAAGGCCAUCUCAGGAUCUGCAAGAUGUGUUGCAAUUGAUCUUCCUGGACAUGGGGGAUCUAAGUUACAAAAAAUGUCCGAUCAUGAGGCAGCACAAGAACCAAAUUGGUCAAUUGAGGUAGUUGGAGAUAUGCUAUGCAAGUUGUUUCAUCAGCUUACAAAUAGGAAAGUUACUCUUGUUGGAUACUCAAUGGGUGCAAGGAUUGCAUUAUACAUGGCCCUGAAAUGCAGUGAUAAGGUUCAAGGAGCUGUUAUAAUUUCUGGAAGCCCCGGAUUGACUGAUAGAGAAGCAAGGAAAGUUCGUUGUGCUAAAGAUGAUUUCAGAGCAUGCUCCCUUGUUUCAUAUGGCCUAGAGGGCUUUCUAGACAGCUGGUAUGCUGGAGAGCUGUGGAGCAGCUUAAGAGGCCAUCCACAUUUCAAGCGAAUAGUAGCUAACCGUUUGCAGCAAGAUGACGUGCACACUCUUGCUAAAGUUUUAUCUGAUUCAAGUGUUGGGAGGCAGCUGCCAUUAUGGGAAGAUUUGAAACACUGCAAAGUACCCGUUCUGCUGAUUGUUGGAGAGAGAGAUGCAAAGUUUAAGAGGAUUGCAAAGGACAUGUGCUCGAUUAUCAACUCUGGUACAUGGAGUAGAGAUCAUCCAGCAAUAGUUGAAAUUCCUAACUGCGGGCAUGCUGCCCAUCUUGAGAAUCCUCUCCCUGUUAUCCGUGCAGUGAGAGAGUUUUUAACAACACUAAAAGAAGAGUUCGUGAAGUGGCAAGGACUUUGUCGAGCACUUCAAUGA
Messenger RNA from Ilex paraguariensis (yerba mate), 3066 nucleotides. The record is from the annotation of a GenBank genome assembly. NCBI's taxonomy places the organism in Eukaryota, Viridiplantae, Streptophyta, Magnoliopsida, Aquifoliales, Aquifoliaceae.